Funneliformis mosseae is the source of this 2070-nucleotide messenger RNA. The record is from the annotation of a GenBank genome assembly. Lineage: Eukaryota; Fungi; Glomeromycota; Glomeromycetes; Glomerales; Glomeraceae.
AUGCCUCCAAAAACUAAACCGCGUCCUUCCGACGAAACAGAACCUGCUUCAAAAAAACAACGGAAAAGUUCGUCACCUGAGCCACCGUCUAGUGUUUUAACACAGCAACAAGAGGAGGAAAUGUCUUCUGCGUAUAUUGCACAAUUAUUGGCUCAAGAAGGAUAUGAUGAACAUCCUUAUUACUCACAAUAUCAUAGAACAAAAGGCCGUAAACGUAAAGGUGAUACUUACAAAAAAACUCCUCAACAACAAAAUAAUGAUGAUCUGCUUGAUCAUCCUAACAACGGUUCCGUGGCUAUCAAUGAUUCUGUACAUCCUUACACGUCAGAAAUUAUACCAAGCAAGGAGAAAGAUGGGGAAGGGAAUAAUGAUUUCCAAGAAACUGAAAUAAACGGUGAAAUAAAACAUUUGACACCAGUCAAAAAACAGAAAAAAACUCCAAAGACAAUAUUACCUGGAAUGAAUAUAGGUGCAUACUCUGAUAAUGAAGAAACUUUAUUCUUGUCUGGAUUGGAACUUUAUGGACGCGAUUGGAAGAAACUGGCCGAGCACAUAGGAACAAGGGACACUAAUUCGAUACGAAGUCAUGCUCAGAAACACUUUAUCAAAUUAUUCAGAGAUGGAAUUCCCCUGCCACUAAAGGUACAAGAUUCUGGCAAGGGUUAUACCUUGUCAGGUAAAGAGUUAGACCCUAACUCUGCUGCAGCAAGACCUUAUCUUAUGAGGAACCCGCCUCAAGAAAAUCGAGAAACUGUAAAUAAAAUUGAAAAUAUAUCUGAUACAUCACCAUUCAAGACAUCUAAUUAUAAAUUAGAUGAUACCUUGCAAAGUGAUAUAUUGGAUAAUAUUAGCCAAUUGGGUUCUCAACCUUUUAAUGAUGAGGAAAAGGAAAAAAGUUGUUUCAUUGGUCAAGAAGAGCAAUCAAAAAUUAAUGGGAGUGAUCAAGUGGAAGAAUAUAAAUCAACGCAAGCAGAUGAAAAUCAUCAGAUUGUAACGACUGAAGAAAAACGUAAUCGCGGUCGUCCUCGCACCUCACCAAAGAUCGCACAAGAUACUACGAAAGACAAUUUUAGCCAACUGUAUGGUGCUGAUGGCCGUACGGAAUAUGCGAAAGCGAGAUUACGUGGAGAUAGAAAACAACUUUCGAGCGCACAUGAAGAAAAUGCAGAUCCACUGACGAUGAUAAAGUGCGACCCAUUUUUUGGCGCACCUAAUUCAAAUAUUGCCGGAAGUCAACCGUUUUCAAUGAUUGUUGAAUCAAAUGUGCUCGUUGCAAUGGAUUUUCAUGCACAUCUUAUGAACACCGAAGUCAUAGGAUUUCUAGCCGGAUAUUGGAUACCCGAGAAAAAGGAGUUGAUAGUCAAAGCCACGUUUCCUUGUCGUUCGCUUCAAACCGGGGAAAAUUAUGUCAAUGUUGAAAUGGAUCCGACUUCCGCACUAGAAGUUCAACAAACCAUUACCGAUCGAGAUAUGCAGGUUGUUGGAUGGUAUCAUUCUCACCCGAUUUUUCAACCUGAUCCUUCAAUAGUAGAUUUGGAAAAUCAAAAUAAUUAUCAAAAAUUGUUCCGAGAUGAAAAAUUUAAUGAAGAACCUUUUGUUGGAGCCAUCGUUGGUCCUUAUGACCCAAAAUUACCCGGUUCUCUGUCAGUUAUCAAUUGGUUUUAUGUUAGCAAUUCAGUCAAAUCAGUGGAUGAAAUGGGACAAGCAAAGCAGUUGGCUUUUGAAUUAGUCAAUAAUUCCGCAAUUUCGAAUGAAGUCGCUGACGAAAUUCUCGACCUUGUUGAACAAUAUCGUUCAUCUAAUGAUCGUGUGGAUUUUAAAGAAUAUUGGCGUAAAGAUACUAAAGAGACUAAAUUGGAAAAACUUAUCAAGUCAUUGGCAAAACGUAUGCCAUGGUUAAAUGUAUCAGGUAAUUGUGAUAAUGAUGACGAACAACUUAUUGAAGAAACAAACUACGAGAUGGAUGUGGAUUCAUUAAAGGUUAAUGAAACAUUAUGUGAAAUAACAUCUAAGCAAGUUACAGGCGAUCAUUUUCUGGAGAGGGUAAAGAAGCUUUUGAAGGCAUGGUGA